This is a messenger RNA of Temnothorax curvispinosus, 1145 nucleotides long. Its product is annotated as speckle-type POZ protein-like. The transcript has a single exon. Bases 108 to 1145 code for a protein of 345 amino acids. The record is from RefSeq and is a predicted model, not a curated record. Gene Ontology annotation, molecular function: protein binding. NCBI's taxonomy places the organism in Eukaryota, Metazoa, Arthropoda, Insecta, Hymenoptera, Formicidae.
ACAGCGAAGAAAUAAGGAAUGUCUCUGAAAAUAAUACCCCGAAAGAGCAGCGGACAGUGUUUUCACCAAUUUUACCUAUAUAUAUCAAAAGUUUUUCUGAAACACACAUGGAAUCGACUAUAAUUGACCACACAUGGAAAAUUAAUCAAUUUUUACGUUUUCACGAGAUCAAGAAUGCGAUAACGUUUUCAUCGUUCCCGGAAAUAGAUAAAUGCGAGAUUCUAAUGAAUGUUUCACGUCAACCUGAUACGAGUUAUGUAAUAAAAUUUUAUAUACUUACUAGUAACUCAUUUGACGGUUCAUGUAACACAUCUAUAAUGCUAGAGCCUGAAACAGUUAUAUCAGUUAAUUUUAUUUCGGGUCAUAUGUCAAAUAUGACAUUAUUGAGUGAGAUUUCGACAGACAAGUUUGCUUCGCUUAGUCGUACAGAUACACUUACAAUACGUUGCGAGUUCGAAAUUUUUCAUAAUCUGAUAAAUAAAACUGUACGUCUAAGAUUACUGCAAUCUUCAACAAAUGUUUCAAAAGUCACGAAAUGUCGUGAAGAUUCAACUUUUGAUGAGUCUAGAAAUGAGGAAUUAAUCAAAUUUAUAAUAGGAGAAAAACAGUAUGUUAUAUCAAAAAAAUCGUUGCGCGCCACCCAUAGUAACUACUUUAUCAAUAUCUGCCGUACACAUGAGGGAAAAGAAAAAAAUUUGACCAUUAAUAUGAAUGAAUUAGUAGCGGAUAAUGAGGUAGAAUCUUUUAGACAGAUUUUAUUAUUUAUUUUAACUGGCUCCAUAGAUCAUGGUGAUUAUGACAUGCUUAAAAAAUUGUUAACAACAGCUCAUAAGUAUGAUGUAUCAGCUUUGAAAUUAAUGUGUGAAAAUUAUUUAUUACGCUAUAUUACAAUUGAGAAUGCUGUGGAACUUAUACAACUUGCGUUUUCGUCUAAAGCCAAAUUUUUAAAAAUACAUUCGAUAAGUUUUAUUAAAUUUCACAUAAAAGAAAUUAUGGACACUAAAGAAUUUCAAAACCUACCGCAAGAAGAUUUAAAUGAGAUAAUGGUAAUGAUUGAGAAAAACAAAUCACUUGAAAUCGACAUUCAUCAAUUCUUUUCGUCACCACCUAUGGCAGAUAAGACAUUUUCAUUCGCUAAUAUUUGA